AUCGGACUAACCGACAGUGCUGGGCCAGUCAGCAGCAGCAUGUGGCAAGAUCGAUCUCUACCUGUUAUUACUUGCCCAAACACGGAAAACUCUCUGCCUAGCUAGGAUUAACAAACAAAGAAGGAAGGGAAGGAGCUCCAGGAAAGAGGAGGGAGACGAAAUUCCGAGAGUGGCCGACGGAGAGAGGUUUCCAUCCACGAAGCGAUCGACCGGGCGCGCGGCGAUCGAUGGCGGCGAACGGGCACCAGAUCCAGCCGGCGGAGGAGGAGACGAUGAAGCUCAUCAUCGACACCGACCCCGGCAUAGACGACAGCGUGGCGAUCAUGAUGGCGUUCCAUGCGCCGGGCGUGGAGGUCCUAGGCCUCACCACCAUCUUCGGCAACUGCACCACCGCAUACGCCACCCGCAACGCCUUGAUUCUGUGUGAGAAGGCAGGCCAUCCCGACGUACCGGUGGCGGAGGGCAGCGCCGAGCCUCUCAAGGGAGGGAAGCCGCAAGUUGCAGACUUUGUUCACGGAUCCGAUGGCCUCGGGAACGUACCUGUCCCUGCUCCCACCACCAAGAAAGCAGAGCAAACUGCGGCGGAGUUUCUGGUCGACAAGGUGUCGCAGUUCCCGGGGGAGGUCUCCGUGCUUGCCUUGGGCCCUCUGACCAACAUCGCAUUGGCCAUCAAGAUGGACCCCUCCUUCGUGACCAAGGUGAAGAAGAUAGUGGUGCUGGGCGGAGCCUUCUUCGCAGCAGGAAAUGCCACGCCUUCGGCCGAAGCAAACAUCCACAGCGACCCGGAGGCGGCGGACAUGGUGUUCACGUCGGGCGCGGACAUCGCGGUGGUCGGCCUCAACAUCACCACCCAGGUGAGCUUCACGGAGGCGGACCUGUCGGAGCUGAGGAGCUCCGGGGGCAAGCAGGCGCAGUUCCUCUGCGACAUCUGCAAGUUCUACAGCGACUGGCACCUCCACUCGUACGGCGACCCCGCCGUGUUCCUGCACGACCCGGUGAGCCUUGCCGCGCUGGUCCGGCCGGAGCUCUUCACCUUCAGGAAGGGCGUGGUGCGGGUGGAGACCCAGGGCAUCUGCAGAGGCCACACCUCCAUGGACAUGGGGCUCAAGAAGUUCAAGUCGGAGAACGCGUGGUCGGGCUACACGCCCAUCUCGGUGGCGUGGACGGUGGACAAGGCCAAGGUGGUCGCCUUCGUCAUGGAGCUCCUCAAAAAUUAAUCAGGAGUUCAUGAUCUGUAUAUCUGGUCAUCAAAUGAUUUGAAAUUGUAGAGAUCCGUCGGUCGAUCGACUCGUGAUUUAUGUGUACCCCAUUCGACGCUCUUCAUGUAGACACAUUGUCUCGUGGAAUUAUUGAACUGCUCGUUGUGAAUUGUCA
Messenger RNA from Aegilops tauschii subsp. strangulata, 1374 nucleotides. Its product is annotated as probable uridine nucleosidase 2. Gene Ontology annotation, cellular component: cytosol. Lineage: Eukaryota; Viridiplantae; Streptophyta; Magnoliopsida; Poales; Poaceae. The record is from RefSeq and is a predicted model, not a curated record. Gene Ontology annotation, molecular function: purine nucleosidase activity. Gene Ontology annotation, biological process: purine nucleoside catabolic process.